This is a messenger RNA of Owenia fusiformis, 2473 nucleotides long. The record is from the annotation of a GenBank genome assembly. NCBI's taxonomy places the organism in Eukaryota, Metazoa, Annelida, Polychaeta, Sabellida, Oweniidae.
UCAAUAUAUGGAAGAGGUUUCCGAAUAAUCCUUCAUAGUUAGAAAAUACAUUUUGAAAUACAUGUCAGGAAUUUCUCUAUAUGGAAAAUAUGCAUGUACCAAUAGCUAUAGCGAGGUUUCUACAGAAACAAUGUGAUAAUUUCUCAACAUAACAAUAUUGAAUUUGACAAUAUUUAAGAAGCGAUGGGUCUGACUUACUCAAUACAUGAUGUUGAGGACGCGAUACUUUCCAGCAAUCAACAAAGACUACAAGAAAUUUUACAAAGCUCAUGGUCUCACUUCUCAUGUACAACAUUACUGUUAUGGGCCUGUGAGAAUUCAAGGGAGCAGCAUGUUGAAGUGAACUGCAGAAUUUUCCAGACAUUGAUUGACAAUGGGGCAGAUAUCAAUACUGUUGACAAAGAUGGAAAGACUGCAUUAACGUACGCACUUCAGAAAAACACAACUGACUUCUUGAAGAUAUUAAUCGAUAAUGGCGCAGAUUUAAAUAUGACCAAAUAUGGGAAUAAAACUGCUUUAAUGUAUGCCCUUGAGAGAAAUAGAAGUGACUUUGCCAAGAUGUUAAUUGACAAUGGCGUUGAUAUAAAUGCAGCUAUUGACAGAGAUGGAAAGACUCCUUUAAUGUUUGCGAUCGGGAUAAAGACAAUUGACUUUGUGAAAAUGUUAAUUGACAAUGGGGCAGAUAUCAAUGCUGCAAAUAAAUAUGGAGAAACUGCAUUAAUGCAUGCACUUAAAAGAAACAGAAGUGACUCUGUAAAAAUGCUGAUUAACAAUGGUGCAGAUUUAAAUAUGGCUGAUGAGGAUGGGGCAACUGCACUGAUGUACGCAAUUGGGAUAAAUACAACCGACUUUGUGAGGAUGUUAGUCGACAAUGGUGCAAAUGUGAAUGCUGCUGACCAUGAUUGGAAGACUGUACUGAUGUUUGCACUUGAGAGAAAUGCAGAAAAUUUAGCUAUUCUUACACUGAUUGAGAAUGGUGCAGAUGUGAAUGCUACUAACAAAGAUGGAAAGACUGCAUUAAUGUAUGGAGGAAAAAGGUCAAUUCAUGGCAUGCAGCUGUUGAUUGACAACGGAGCAGAUGUUAAUAUCACUAACAACGAUGAUAUGACUGCACUGAUGUUUGCAAUUGGUUACGAUACAGCCAAGCUCCUAAUUGACAAUGGUGCAGAUGUAAAUGCUGCUGACAAACAUGGGAUGACUGCAUUAAUGUUUGAACUUUGGAAAAAUUCUCAAGGUAUGCAGCUGUUGAUCGAUAAAGGAGCAGAUAUAGAUGCUAUCAAUAAACAUGGGAGAACUGCAUUAACGCUUGUAGUAGAGGUAGAUGCUAAGGGAACAGAUAUAGAUGAGACAUAUGCAGAUGUAGAUGUGACACAUACAGAUGUGACCCAAACAGAUGUAGAUGUGACACAUGCAGAAAUGAACAUUACAGGAAAUGUGAAACAUUGGUCCAAGUUUGGACCAUUAAUGCCUGGAGAUAAAGCCAAGUAUUUAGAAAUCUUGAUAGACAAUAGAGCAGAUAUAAGUGCUCUUAAUAAAGAUUCUAUCUACCCUUACAUCAGUAACAAAACAAUACAGUUUUGCAUGGAUGUAACAUUCGGUGCUGAACAUAUCAACCAGGAAGAGUUUACUGCAAUAUGUGAAGAUCAUCAUAUCAACGACAGAAGUAAAUUUGAAUUAGUUGAUCUUAUUCAAAGCAGGAAAACCAGCCUUAAACACCAGGCAAGGAUGUAUAUAUUGAAAACAAAAGGGAUGGAUUGUAAUGCAUAUGUGGAUCUCAUAAAUUGUUUAAUCAAUGAAGGACACUUGGCAGUCGGGUUGAAACACUUUAUGAUGUUUAAAAGUGAAGUACAAGAUAUGAUGUCACUAUUCAAAGAUUAAUGUGAUGUGGAGAAAUAGUGGCCAUUUUGAAUUAAGCGUCCAUCUUGAAAGUUUCUUCAUGAACCAUGUUUCAACAUAUAGCAAUUGAUAUUUGAGUUAUUAGUGAUUGUAUUUACAAAAAGUGGUGGCCAUUUUGAAAUUCAGUGGCCAUCUUGAAAAUUUCUUCUGGAGCAGAGGUCUUUCACCCAUAAGUCAUAAGCCUAAAAAAUGUGAACCAAAUUCAUAGACCAAACGAAUGGACAGCUUCUCUAUAUCCCUCUUAAACUUCGUUUGGUGGAAUAAUUAACUUGUGGAUUGCAGCAGUGAUAGCCAGUGUGGUUAAAACAGUACUAAAGGAUGGAUCGUAAUGGUGAUCACCAGUCUGAUAUAUAGGAGAUCUAACCAUUAGAAAACCAAUUUGCUAAAUGACUAAAUCAUGCCGCAAUAUUUAAUUAAAUCACCAAGUAGAGCGAAUUCUGCAAUUAUCACUGUAAAUAAUUAAUGACAUUGUCUGGGAAAAAUGUCAACAAGCUCACAAUUUGAAAGAGAGAAUUAAGAAGGGAGACUAGAAAAACAGCAACUCCACGACCAACGGUUGGAAAUUCCAAUAAAAAAC